This is a messenger RNA of Cygnus atratus (black swan), 2502 nucleotides long. RefSeq names its product tyrosyl-DNA phosphodiesterase 1 (gene TDP1). The coding region runs from base 241 to 2067 and encodes 608 amino acids. NCBI's taxonomy places the organism in Eukaryota, Metazoa, Chordata, Aves, Anseriformes, Anatidae. The record is from RefSeq and is a predicted model, not a curated record. The transcript is spliced from 16 exons. Gene Ontology annotation, cellular component: nucleus. Gene Ontology annotation, biological process: double-strand break repair; single strand break repair. Gene Ontology annotation, molecular function: single-stranded DNA binding; double-stranded DNA binding; 3'-tyrosyl-DNA phosphodiesterase activity.
GCGGGCGGUGGCUGUGAGGCGCCGCGGCCGGUGUCGGGGUGAGCGAGGCUGUGGGGGUCUGUGAGGGUCUGCGUGGUGCGGGGACGUCUCCUCCUACAUCCUAAAUGCGUCCUGGGGAGCGCCCCUAUUCCGUCCCCUUUUCCACGUGUGGGUUUCCCCCUUCGCCGUUUCUUGCUUGGCAGCCGCUGCCGUUCCCGCCUUUCUUUGUGUUCUGGGGAGCGGGGCAAGCAAGCCAGGACCAUGCUUCAGGAAGGUGCGCACGGAAAAUGGACAGUUUCGAGCAGUGAUGAGAGUACCGAAGAGAACUCGGACAGUGAGAAGCCAUCCACAUCUUCGCUGCUGAGCGCCGCACAGGGCAAAGCGAGCGGGCCCCAGUACCCUUGCUCCGAAGCCAGGAAGGCUGCUCACAAGAGAAAAGCUUCUCCGGUGAAGUUCAGUGAUAAAAGUCUUGCUCCAGAAACACCUCCAGCAGAAAAACAGAGAGCGGGCCAAGAAGGCUUAGGCUGGUGUCUUUCCAGUAGUGACGAAGAGCCCGAAGACCGAGAAAAGAGUGCCCCCAAAGAAAGGCUGAAAGAAGAGAAGUGUGAUGCACCCGAAGAGCCACCUCUGAAUCAUAGCAAAGAUGAGCGGUUGGGGAAUCAUAAAGCAGAGGACUAUAACGAAGCACCUAGCAAAGCCCAGGAUACCUGGGAUUUGUUGAACGGAGGGAACCCUUUCAGGUUUUUUCUCACUAAAGUCACAGGAAUUAAACAGAGGUAUAAUUCUGGAGCCCUGCACAUAAAAGAUAUCUUGUCUCCUCUUUUUGGGACUCUCAUAUCUUCUGCUCAGUUUAACUACUGCAUAGAUGUGGAAUGGCUCGUUAGACAGUAUCCACAGGAAUUCAGGAAGAAGCCAUUGUUGAUAGUUCAUGGUGAGAAGAGGGAAUCCAAAGCUGAACUGCUUGCACAAGCACGCCCUUUUGACAACAUUAGUUUCUGUCAGGCUAAACUGGAUAUUGCAUUUGGAACUCACCACACGAAAAUGAUGCUCUUGUUAUAUGAAGAAGGUCUUCGAGUUGUGAUACAUACAUCCAAUCUUAUUGCUGAUGACUGGCAUCAGAAAACUCAGGGAAUAUGGCUAAGCCCUUUAUACCCAAGGCUACCUCAGGGAACAGCUGGUUCUGCUGGUGAAUCUGAAACUAAUUUUAAAUCUGACCUAAUAAGUUACUUGAUGGCUUACAAUGCUCCUACACUCAAGGAAUGGAUAGAUGUGAUUCAACAACAUGACUUAUCAGAGACAAGAGUGUAUCUGCUUGGUUCUACCCCUGGACGAUAUCAAGGUAUUGAUAAAGAAAAGUGGGGUCAUCUUAGGCUCAGAAAGCUUUUGAAAGAGCAUGCUUCAUCAGUACCAGCACAGGAGUCGUGGCCUGUUGUUGGACAGUUCUCAAGCAUUGGUUCAAUGGGAGCUGAUGAGUCCAAAUGGCUGUGCUCUGAGUUCCAGGAGAGUCUGGUGGCUGCAGGCAGCAGAGCAACAACUCUCCUUAAAUGUGAUGUUCCAGUUCCAGUUCAUUUGGUUUAUCCUACUGUGAACAAUGUGAGACAAAGUCUGGAAGGCUAUCCCGCUGGUGGCUCCCUUCCAUACAGUAUACAGACAGCACAGAAACAGCUGUGGUUGCAUACUUAUUUUCACAAAUGGUCGGCAGAAGUCUCAGGUCGAAGUCAUGCUAUGCCUCACAUUAAGACGUAUAUGAGACCCUCUCCUGACUUCAAAAAGAUUGCAUGGUUUUUAGUUACAAGUGCCAAUCUAUCUAAAGCAGCAUGGGGAGCUUUGGAGAAAAAUGGCACCCAACUGAUGAUCCGCUCAUAUGAACUUGGAGUCCUUUUCUUGCCUUCAGCAUUUGGUUUGGACAAAGGUUACUUCCGUGUGAGAGGGCAAAUGGUUUCAGAAGGUAAUGAUUCAGCAACAUCUUUUCCUGUACCUUUUGACCUGCCACCAGAACGGUAUGGAAGCAAAGAUCAACCAUGGAUUUGGAAUAUUCCUUACACUGAUGCCCCUGAUACACAUGGAAACAUGUGGGUUCCAUCAUGAACGUUACCGGUGUUCUGUGAUGUUUCACUGACUGACACUGAGCCUGCUAUGCUAGAUGCAAGACUGCUUAUUUGUGUUUUUAAGCUACGAUGUCUGCUGUAAUGGCUAAGUUCUAGUUGAAAGAUAACUGUUGAUACUGGACAGAGUCUUAGAGAAUCUGUAACUAUAUUACUAUAAAUGAACUCGUAACACUGCAUUUUUUUAAAUACCUUUUUAUAUGUGUUUUCAUUACUGCUGUUUCCAGUAUGUUUUUCAAGAUUUUUUUCAAGAUUCAAAACAAGUGUAAGACUGUUCUCAGAGAUCCUCUCUGCAGUUUUUAGCUGUAGUGGAUUUGAAUUGUAUUGUUCUGGGAGACUGUCAGUUGGCCCCAGUAGCUCUAAUAAAAGCUAUUGUAUGUAAAACUUAAAUGAAAAUAAAGUUAAUCUUGUUUAUAUA